Messenger RNA from Octodon degus (degu), 3601 nucleotides. It is a transcript of the gene Gucy2f, whose product is annotated as guanylate cyclase 2F, retinal. Lineage: Eukaryota; Metazoa; Chordata; Mammalia; Rodentia; Octodontidae. The record is from RefSeq and is a predicted model, not a curated record. Bases 273 to 3599 code for a protein of 1108 amino acids. Gene Ontology annotation, molecular function: guanylate cyclase activity; ATP binding; peptide receptor activity. The transcript is spliced from 19 exons. Gene Ontology annotation, biological process: cGMP biosynthetic process; receptor guanylyl cyclase signaling pathway; intracellular signal transduction.
AGAGUGAUUUUAAAAAAGGUUGACCGUCCCUCUCAAUUAUUUACCAUAUUAAUGGAAUUUCUUAAUAGACUGGAGUCCUUGACAGGAUUAUGAUGAUUACAAUGGAAAUGGACACUCUGGGGUAGCUGUGCUAGAGAUCUGCAUGCACAGUCAGCAAAUUGAAGACACUUGAGCAGUGAAUCGCAUGGCAUUUGGAAAUACCACUGUCUGUCUCAAGAGAAAAGAAUAAUUGUCCAGCAGCUCAUUAUUAGCUUUCGCGAAGCAGGAGGGCUAUGUUCCUGGGACUCUGGCCUUUUUCUUGCCUUAUGCUUUGGUGUGCGGUUCCCAGAAGACUGUCAGGAUGCCACGGCAUUGCAUCUCCCAAACUCCAGUGGUGCUUGUGUCUGCUGUCUCUUACAUCUCUUCUGCAACAGGUCUGCACAGUCCCCUACAAGAUAGGGGUGGUAGGUCCUUGGACUUGUGAUCCGUUGUUUUCAAAGGCUCUGCCUGAGGUUGCUGCUCGGUUAGCAAUUGAGCGAAUCAACCGGGACUCAUCUUUUGAUCUGGGCUACUCUUUUGACUAUGUGAUUCUCAGCGAGGACUGCCAAACUUCGAGGGCCCUCUCCAGUUUCAUUUCCUACCACCAGAUGGCCUCAGGAUUUAUUGGACCUGCCAACCCAGGCUACUGCGAGGCAGCCUCGCUCCUGGGAAACAGCUGGGACAAAGGGAUUUUCUCUUGGGCUUGUGUGAAUUAUGAAUUAGACAAUAAAAAUAGCUACCAGACCUUUUCUCGGACACUCCCUACUUCCAUUCGGGUACUCGUAACUGUCAUGAAGUAUUUCCAGUGGGCUCACUCUGGAGUCAUUUCCUCAGAUGAAGACAUUUGGGUGCAUACAGCCAAUCGAGUUGCAAGUGCUCUUCGGAGCCACGGCCUGCCUGUAGGGGUCGUCCUGACCACAGGACAAGACAGCCCAAGCAUUCGACAAGCUCUCCAGAGGAUUCGCCAGGCAGACAGAAUUCGCAUAAUCAUCAUGUGUAUGCAUUCAGCCUUGAUUGGAGGAGAGACCCAGAUGCAUCUCUUGGAAUGGGCUCACGAUCUGAAAAUGACAGAUGGAACUUAUGUCUUUGUUCCAUAUGAUGCCCUGCUUUACAGCUUGCCUUAUAAGCAAACCCAAUACCAGGUCCUAAGGAACAACCCAAGGCUGCAGGAAGCCUAUGAUGCUGUGUUAACCAUUACAGUGGAGUCCCAAGAAAAGACCUUCUAUCAAGCUUAUACAGAAGCAGCAGUCAAAGGUGAAAUUCCUGAGAAGCUGGAAUUAGAUCAAGUUUCACCGUUGUUUGGAACCAUCUACAAUUCAAUUUACUUUAUCGCACAAGCUAUGAAUAAUUCUGUGAAAGAGAAUGGACAGGCUAGCUCUGCCAGGCUGGUUCAACAUUCCAGAAACAUGCACUUCUAUGGAUUCAACCAGUUGAUAAGGACAGAUUCAAAUGGAAAUGGAAUUUCAGAAUAUGUAAUCCUGGACACCAACGGGAAAGAAUGGGAACUCCAUAGCACCUACACUGUGGACAUGGAAAUGGAGCUGCUACGUUUUCGAGGGACCUCUAUUCACUUCCCUGGGGGCAGGCCCCCAAGAGCAGAUGCGAAGUGCUGGUUUGCGGAAGGGAAGAUCUGCCGUGGAGGCAUCGAUCCUGCCUUUUCCAUGAUGGUCUGCCUUGCUCUACUUAUGGCCCUCCUAUUUAUUAACGGAAUUGCUUACUUUAUAAGGCGUCGUAUAAAUAAAAUCCAGCUGAUUAAAGGACCCAACAGAAUUCUACUAACUUUGGAGGAUGUAACAUUUAUUAAUCCCCACUUUGGCAGUAAGAGAGGAAGUCGUGCCAGUGUAAGUUUCCAGAUCAUCUCCGAGGUUCAAAGUGGGAGGUCCCCAAGGCUCUCCUUUUCUUCAGGAAGUCUAACUCCAGCUACCUAUGAAAAUUCCAAUAUAGCAAUUUAUGAGGGAGACUGGGUGUGGUUGAAAAAGUUACCCCCAGGAGAUUUUGGAGACAUUAAAUUCAUCAAAUCAAGUGCAAGUGAUGUGUUUGAAAUGAUAAAAGACCUUCGGCAUGAGAAUAUUAAUCCUUUGCUGGGCUUUUUCUAUGAUUCGGGGAUGUUUGCCAUUGUGACAGAAUUCUGUUCAAGAGGAAGCCUAGAAGACAUACUGAUAAAUGAGGAUGUGAAACUUGACUGGAUGUUUAAAUCAUCACUCCUGCUGGAUCUCAUCAAGGGGAUGAAAUACUUACACCACAGAGAAUUUGUUCAUGGAAGACUAAAGUCUCGGAACUGUGUGGUAGAUGGGCGUUUUGUACUAAAAGUGACAGAUUAUGGCUUUAAUGACAUAUUAGAAAUGCUAAGAUUCUCUGAAGAAGAACCUUCUGCAGAAGAGUUGCUUUGGACAGCCCCUGAACUGUUGAGAGCCCCACGAGGCAGCAGAUUAGGUUCUUUUGCAGGAGACGUCUAUAGUUUUGCCAUCAUUAUGCAAGAAGUGAUGGUUCGGGGUACUCCAUUCUGCAUGAUGGAACUGCCUGCUGAAGAAAUUAUAAAGAAGCUUAAGAAACCUCCUCCUGUGUAUAGACCAGUGGUUUCUCCUGAGUAUGCCCCUCCAGAAUGUCUGCAGCUGAUGAAGCAGUGCUGGUCUGAGGCUGUGGAACAGCGACCAACUUUUGAUGACAUAUUUAACCAGUUUAAAACAUUCAAUAAGGGGAAAAAGACCAAUAUCAUUGAUUCUAUGCUUCGCAUGUUGGAGCAAUAUUCUAGCAACUUGGAAGAUUUAAUCCGUGAGCGGACUGAGGAGCUGGAAAUUGAAAAGCAGAAAACAGAAAAACUCCUAACACAGAUGCUACCACCAUCAGUUGCUGAAUCCCUCAAAAAAGGCUGCACAGUUGAACCUGAAGGCUUUGACAUGGUCACCUUAUACUUCAGUGACAUUGUGGGCUUCACCACUAUCUCAGCCAUGAGUGAGCCUAUUGAGGUAGUGGAUCUUCUAAAUGACCUGUAUACACUCUUUGAUGCAAUCAUUGGCAGUCAUGAUGUCUACAAGGUAGAGACCAUUGGAGAUGCCUACAUGGUAGCCUCAGGCCUCCCAAAGAGGAAUGGCAGUAGGCAUGCAACUGAGAUUGCAAAUAUGUUCUUGGAUAUCCUGAGCUCUGUGGGCACCUUUAAAAUGCGGCAUAUGCCAGAGGUGCCAGUCCGAAUUGGAAUGGGCCUGCACUCAGGGCCAGUUGUUGCGGGAGUGGUGGGCCUCACCAUGCCCAGAUACUGCUUAUUUGGAGACACUGUAAAUACAGCUUCUCGGAUGGAAUCAACAGGGUUACCUUACCGAAUUCAUGUUAGUCUUAGCACUGUUACAAUUCUUAGAACUCUGAAUGAGGGCUAUGAAGUAGAGCUUCGAGGAAGAACAGAGCUCAAGGGCAAAGGCAUGGAGGAGACCUUCUGGCUGGUUGGAAAAAAAGGCUUUAUGAAGCCGCUUCCUGUGCCCCCACCAGUGGGAAAAGAUGGACAACUGGGCCAUGGCCUGCAACCAGCAGAGAUCGCAGCAUUUCAAAGAAGAAAAGCAGAAAGGCAGUUGGUGAGAAUCAAGCCAUAAGG